GUUUCUCUUGAGGUUUUGAUGUCCUGGCCACACACCUCUGUGGUGCUCUGAGCCUGCAUAGGGCUGAGAUGAGACAGCCUGUUGUAGAACUCCUCUGCACACAGUGCUUUCAGUUAAGUGGUGCUGAAAGAAGGUACCAAAAAAUCUGCACAAGUUUUCAGUCUGAUUAAUUGGAUGGAUUAUGAAGAUAGUUGAAAAGCUAGUAACUCUCUCUUCCUGAAGAUGGAGGAGAACAGGGUGCCUCUCUUUUCUUUAACUUUGGAAAUAAAAUAAGAAUAGAAAAGUAGAAUGUCUCUGGAUUUCAUCCAGAGCUGAGAGUUUUCACAGGCUCUCAUACCAAGCACUUUUGAAAAGGAAUCUAUAGAGUAAUUUACGUGAGUGUUGUGAACAUCUUGCUCAAUUUGGAAAGACAUGUGUUUCAGAAUUGAUCAUACUGUUACACCUUUUUAUUAAUUAUUUCAGUAACAGGCAAAUGAAUUAUGUUAACAUUAGCAAAAAGAAAACAGGUAAUUUGUCAGCACCAGGAUGGGACAGUUACUGGUUAUUUUAACAAAAGUGACUAGUAGUUUAAAUAAUCUCUGGAACAAGACUUGAAACAAGGUAGCAAAACAAAUGUUCGAGAAUUCAAUUACGUCUGAACAGGUAUGUGUAGGAUAAUAGAUAAAAAGUUCUUCAGCUUACAAAACUCACGUAACAUUGGAAUUUCUGCUAGACCUGCUUUUCUGAGAACAGACUGUCUGCUGUUCAACUGGAGCACAUUCAGGAACUGAGGGAUACCAGUUAUUGUCCUGGUAUUGCUGCAGACUUUAACCAGGACAGUAAAAUCCAGACUAAUGAAAAUAUUUAGACUUUUGCUGCUGUGUAUUACUAGGCCUAAGUGACCUAAGAGCUCAGACUUGGGGAAUUGUAGAGUUGCUCUUUAUCUAGACAAAAUCCUAUGCAGUGUUUCUGGCACUUCACAUUGUGGUUGGACAACACCACCAAUCUGCAGUGAAGCUGAAUUGUCACUACUUUUGUCAUGUUUGUAAUUGCAUCCUCUGCUGUGCUUUAUUUCUUCACUAAUGCUUCACUAACUAGUUGUGCCUUUCAUCUUAUUCUUCUGGCUUUGGAAGACUAACCUGUAAGAGAGAGGCCUCAUUCUUACACCUGAAAACAUCCUCUGCAUUGCUAUUCUCACUUGUAUGCUUUAGGGACAUCCUUUUUCCCAGGAUAACAGAACACUGUACUGCCAUCAACUUUAAAUUGCCUGAUGAGGCAGCUGAUGUUUCAGUUCCACGAAGUACCAUCUUGCAGCCUAGGACAAGAAGAGUAUGCUUGGAAUCUUACAGCAAAUGGAGCAGAGUCAGCGUGAAACCAUUGCAAGGCCAGAGGAAAGACUUUUACAUCUGUGUGCAGAGGAGUUAAAGAACAAUAUUCAUUGAAAUUCCUGAGGGAAGAUCGUCCUCCUGAUUUUAGGGAGCUGGAUUUCAGUCCCAGCUGAGAAAUGCGUGAGGAGCAUUAUGGCACGCCCUACAAAUAGAAACAAUGUUGGGCGGGAUUAGCACAAAUAUCCAGAGAAAAUUUAUAAUCUUAUUCAUUGUGGAGGUUGUGGGAUGUUCAGAUGCUGAUGGAAGAGCAGCCUUAGUGAUUGGAUGUGAAAUGAGCCACCACUAUGAGGAAGCGGUGCCUGAACAUAUAGCGAUUCCUUUUAUUUUUCUUUUUUCCCUUGCCCAUACUGGGGAAUGAUCGGCUUUGGUUCUGGCAAGGCCCAUCCAGUCCCUGUUGUGCAUUGUCUUCUCUGUGCCAUGGCAGGACCCUGCCCUCCAAAUGCAAGUAGUUGCUAGCUGUAAUAGAUGAAAAUUCAGUGUCUUAAAAAAUUAAGAUGUCUUGCCUGCAGUGUAGUGCUACAAUGAACUAAAAUACAGGUUCUCUAAUUCUAUAACACUUUCCUCUCUGUCUUGAACUUUUUAUUUAAAUGUGGUCUGUGACUCUGUCACUGUGCUCCUGAUCAUAGUUAAGUGUGUUUUAUAUAUGUGCUUACAGAAACCCUAGGCUUUUGCUGCAGAGAACAGGAAAGGUGGGCUCACAAGCACUCUUGACAGAAAUAGGUAUGUUGGCAGAAACGGGAAGUUUCCAGUGUCUGUAGUGUUGGGGAAAAAGGGCACAGUGCAGUCUGAAGUGAGGGGAUGGAGGGAAAGUGUUAGUGGCAGCCUAGCUCUCAAUGACAGUUUGGUGUUUGCUGGAUUUCCCCUCCCUGGCAGCCUUUGGGGCAAAUGGCUGGGCCACCUUAGGGACUCCUCAGCUGCCACCCACUCCUGCAGCACAAAGAGAUUGCUGUCCUGCAAUACUCCUGUGAAGCUCAGGAACCAGGUAGGCUUCAGUGCACCACAGAGUGCUUGGGUUUCUACCCAGGACACAGCACUAGUGGUGUCACCUACCUGUCUGCUUAUCCACUUGUCAGUGUCUGCAUGUCCUCACUGUUGGCAGAGCCUUCAGCGAGCAAGUCUCACUUCCCAGAUGUGGUCACAAUGAGUGUGUCAGCCCCUGCAAUAUUUGACCAGUACAAUGGGGUCUGUCUUUCAGCUGAUUUUGAAAACGACAGCUGCUAAACCACUGGGAUCAGAUUGCUUUAAGGUGUUUAGAAGACCUUAAGCAUUUUGCCUGUGCCACACUAACAUUCUGGGUUUAUAUUUUCUCUAGAUGGGAUCUAAAUCCUUGCUAAAUAGGGUAAUAUAUGAAGGUGCAUUGUAAAGCUUCAACUGUUACCCAUUGAGAAUGGCUUCAGUGCCCCUGCAUUCCUUCUUGGAGGGGUGUUUUUUCUCCUUAGCUUUUUGUGGUUACUGGUAUAGGAUGGCUCAGUAUAGGUAAUAGAUUUGCUGUGCUACUUUGACACAGAAAUGUGAUGAAGUGCAGAAGAUAAUUGGGAUAUUGUAAUGCAUGUCUGCAGUACUGCCUGUAGUUGAACAGAAAGAAUUCUCUCAAGCACUGACAUGGAUUUGUGGGCAGCUGCCUGAAACAAUGCUGGAUAGUCACUUUAAUAAGUAAAAAGCUUUGUGGAGUCACAUGUUUCAGGAUGUUUUCAGUCGGCUGAAAAUCACUUUAGAGUAAAACUUUUCUAAUCAGCAGUUUAAAUCUAGUAAAAGUCUCUGUGAGGGAGGAAGAAAAUAAUUUAAUAAUUUGUUUUCCAUUGGGUUUGAACCAUUUGCACCUGUGAAAAUAAGAUUAAAGGGAACUUCUGCCUUACAGAGCCCUCUCGUGGUGAUGUGUGUAACAAAUGUGGGAGGGUUAGAAUUUGUUUUGUUUUUUAGUGUGUUUACCACUGAAAAUAGGAAAGCGGUUUUGUUUUUUUGUUUUGUGGGUUUUUUUAAUGCAAACGGUAAGUUUCUCUGCUCUCAUCACUUGUGGAUUGAAAUGUACUUUGUACAUAACUGAAAUACACUGAACCCUGUAAUGAAUUUUGCAUUGCCCCAUAUUUAUACAGGUACCUACCAAUUGAAAAAUGGACUUAAAGAAUCACAGAAUCACAGUAUCUUAGAGGUUGUAAGGGACCUCAAAAGAUCAUCUAGUCCAACCCCCCUGCCAGAGCAGGAUCACCCAGAGCACAUCACACAGAAACGUCUCCAGGAAGGUUUUGAAUGUCUCCAGAGAAGGAGACUCCACAACCUCUCUGGGCAGCCUGUUCCAGUGCUCUGUCACCCUUACAGUAAAGAAGUUUUUUCUGAUGUUUACAUGGAACCUCCUAUGUUCCAGUUUGCACCCAUUGCCCCGGUCCUAUCAUUAGACAUCACUGGAAAAAGCCUGGCUCCAUCCUGCUGACCCUUGCCCCUAACAUAUUUGUAAACAUUGAUGAGGUCGCCCCUCAGUCUCCUCCAAGCUAAAGAGGCCCAGCUCCCUCAGCCUUUCCUCGCAAGGGAGAUGUUCCACUCCAUCAUCUUUGUGACUCUGCACUGGACUCUUUCAAGCAGUUCCCUGUCCUUGAACUGAGUGGCCCAGAACUGGACACAAUAUUCCAAAUGUGGCCUCACCAGAGCAGAAUAGGGGGGGAGGAGAACCUUUCUUGACCUACUAACCACACCCUUUCUAAUAAACCACAGGGUGCCAUUGGCCUGAGAAGUUGCAUUUUGUUGCUGCUGGUCUGAGACAAGCGGGAAGAAAAAGCAUCUACUGAGGCUAUAAAGUGCUCUUCUAAUACUAGUAAUUCUGUUAUUGGAGGAUAAAAACAGCUGGAGGUUUAUUUUUUUUUUUUUUUUUUUUGUAUGCCAGUAUUAAAAAACAGUGUGUUAAGCCAUAUUUUAUCUGGCUUAGGAACUGCUUCCAACUUUCUGGAUUAUUUGUAUGCUUUAUUUCCUUGCUUUGUCUUUUUGGCUUUGUUUUAUGAACUGCAGUGUUCUAGAAAAAAAGGGAUGGACUUUAGAGUAAGUGUAUCCUGCUUUGUAAAGAAAUUGACAUUUGCGUCUUUAUAUUGUGCUGUAGUUUUGUGUGUUCACUGUGGUGAUGGGAAUUAAUUCCAAGCCAGGCUGAUGACCAACUGACCUGAGCCAACUUUUGUUGAGGUUUCUGAAGCGUUGCACAAGAGGCUUGAAGGAAAAAAGUUUGGGGGCAUGUGACAGUUAAUCUCUUUAGCAAUAAGAAUGAAGUUUAAGCACACUGUUGGAAAUGUACUUACUUCUGUGCUGCUCUUUGUUUUAAUUAACAAUAUCCUGCAUAGAUUGGGAGUGUAAACUUCUUUACACCUUAGUCCAAUUAAAUCAUGCUUGGAGGCUGUCAAUGGUGGGGGGAACUCCCCCCUGCCUCCCUUUUUUUUUAAUUGUUCAGUGAGUUGAAUAAUGAAUUUGCCUGACAGGUUUUGUAGUGUUUUGUCGCCUCGAUGAAUGAUUGCGGAGGAUAGACGAAAGUCUCUUUUGUCCAAAAUGCAUUGGAAUGAUUCAUCCAAUUCCUCAGAAAGUGACAAUGAAGCUCAUUCAGCCUUUACACAGACAGAGCACAACAUAGUUGCAGCUUACUUAAUAACUGCAGGAGUGAUAAGUAUUUUCAGUAACAUUGUUGUGUUAAGCAUCUUUGUUAAGUACAAAGAGCUUCGGACAGCAACAAAUGCAAUUAUCAUCAACCUGGCUUUUACUGACAUUGGUGUUAGUGGCAUUGGUUACCCCAUGUCUGCUGCCUCCGACCUGCAUGGAAGCUGGAAAUUUGGAUAUACUGGGUGCCAGAUCUAUGCUGCGUUAAAUAUCUUUUUUGGAAUGGCGAGUAUUGGUUUGCUCACUGUUGUUGCAGUUGACCGAUAUCUGACAAUCUGCAGGCCUGACAUAGGAAGAAGAAUGACUACCCGUACCUAUGCCAUUCUAAUCCUUGCUGCUUGGAUAAAUGCAGUCUUUUGGGCUUCCAUGCCCACUGUAGGCUGGGCUAGCUAUGCUCCGGAUCCCACUGGAGCAACAUGCACAGUAAAUUGGAGGAAGAAUGAUAUGUCCUUUGUUUCCUACACAAUGAGUGUAAUUGCUGUUAAUUUUGUUGUACCCUUAACAGUCAUGUUUUACUGUUAUUACAAUGUUUCCCGGACAAUGAAACAGUAUGCCAGUAGUAACUGCCUGGAGAGCAUCAAUGUAGAUUGGUCUGACCAAGUAGAUGUGACAAAGAUGUCUGUUGUGAUGAUUGUAAUGUUCUUGGUGGCAUGGUCUCCAUAUUCUAUUGUGUGUUUAUGGUCUUCCUUUGGAGACCCAAAGAAAAUUUCUCCUGCAAUGGCCAUCAUAGCUCCUCUCUUCGCAAAAUCUUCCACAUUCUAUAAUCCCUGCAUUUAUGUUGUUGCAAACAAAAAGUUUCGGAGGGCAAUCCUGGCAAUGGUGCGGUGUCAGACAAGACAAGAGAUAACUAUAAGCAAUGCCUUGCCCAUGAGUGCAUCCCAAAAUGCACUGAGACCAUAGAGCUCAUGUCAUUUGCCUGAAUAAAUUACAUGGAAAGGAGUGAAAUCAGGGUUAAAGUUAAUUAAUCUUUUGGGAGAUAAAUCUUUUGGAGUAAUAAUCCACCCCAGCAGACCAGCUGUUUUCUGUUAAUCACAGUAAUCUUUUUAGAUAGGUUAAGAAAACAAAAAGACAAAAACCACUAAGACUUUAAUUUUUGAGAUUGAGGUUUAUUGGCCCAAUAUGUCUGUCCUCAAAAAAAAAAGGUAGUGAAGUCAUCACUGUGAUUCAGACAGUGUUGGACAAGGUGACAUAGGGGCAGGGAGAGGCUGAAGCAGGAAAUUUUAUAUUCACUAAGGUAGAUUUUGUACCUUUCAUGAAUAACUUUCCCUCAACUUCCCUUGAAAAUUUUCCAGACUUGGAAUAUUCUGGAUUCUUCCUGUGUGAAUAUGUAUCUAUACCAAGAGUCCGUGUUGAUAAGCUUUACAAAGUUCUGUUUCUGUCAAUAUGUUAAGAUUUCAAAAUAUCUAGCCUAAUUCUAUAGAACCUGUUAUCAGCUUUUAGGAUUUUGAAGGAAUUUCAGGGUAUUUAAUGCAUUUUUAAAGUUUUGGCUCACACAACCAAAUGAAUUUGUAGGAAAGACAGCUUUUGUUUUAGUAGUAGUACAUUUCUAGUGCUUGUGACUGCACAGCAAGUCCUCAAAAUGAGACAAAAUGCACCCUAAAGUUUGGCAUUUGGGAGGCACAUAAAACAGAGUAAAUAUUUAUGGUAAUUUCUCAUAAUUUCAAAGUAAAUCUCAUGGCUAUGUUGGUCUGUUGUGUAAUUUUCAAAAAAUACCUUUGGCGAUGUGAGCAAUGGAUUUAUUCAGGAUGGAAAAGAUGACUGUAUACAUCUAUUUAUGAAUGGUGGUAUAUGCACUCUUGAUGAUUCUCAGGUUUUGAGAAUAAAUAUCUUCUAUGAUUAUGUGUGCAUGCAUCUGGAGUUUGGCUUUGCAGUGU
Messenger RNA from Apus apus (common swift), 6868 nucleotides. RefSeq names its product retinal pigment epithelium-derived rhodopsin homolog (gene RRH). The transcript has 7 exons. Gene Ontology annotation, cellular component: membrane; photoreceptor outer segment. The record is from RefSeq and is a predicted model, not a curated record. The coding region runs from base 4851 to 5894 and encodes 347 amino acids. Lineage: Eukaryota; Metazoa; Chordata; Aves; Apodiformes; Apodidae. Gene Ontology annotation, biological process: G protein-coupled receptor signaling pathway; visual perception. Gene Ontology annotation, molecular function: G protein-coupled receptor activity.